AUGGCAUCUAAGCCUACCUACCGCAUCGCCUCGAUCCCCGGCGAUGGCAUCGGUCCCGAAGUGGUCAGCGCCACAAUCCAGGCCGUUACCAAACUAUCUCACACUCUUGGGACAUUCGAUAUCGAAUUUACCUAUCUUCCUUGGGGAACUGAGUACUACAAGGAACAUGGGAAAUACGUCUCCGACAACUAUCUGGAGGAGUUGCGCCAGUUCUCAGCAGCCCUCUUCGGUGCCGUGGGCGACCCCAACGUCCCAGACCAUAUCUCCCUCUGGGGCCUGUUGCUCGCCCUCCGCAGCCCCCUCCAACUCUAUGCCAACGUCCGCCCUGUCCGCACCUUCCCAGGAACAAAAUGCAAACUCAACACAACCAAGCAAAUCAACUGGAUGCUCGUCCGCGAGAACUCCGAAGGUGAGUACUCCGGCCAAGGCGGCCGCUCGCACAUCGACCACCCCUGGGAAGCAGCGACUGAAAUCGCGAUCUUCACGCGCGUGGGCAUCGAGCGGAUCAUGCGGUUUGCGUUUGAGACGGCGCAGUCACGGCCGAAGAAGCGGCUUACUGUUGUUACGAAGAGUAACUCGAUGAGACAUGGGAUGGUGCUUUGGGAUAAGGUUGCUGCGGAGGUCGCGGGGGAUUUCCCGGAUGUGAGCUGGGAUAAGAUGCUUGUUGAUGCUAUGACUGUUCGGAUGGUUGACAAGCCUGAGUCGUUGGAUACUAUCGUCGGAACGAAUUUGCAUAUGGAUAUUUUGUCUGAUUUGGCUGCUGCGCUGGCAGGGUCGAUUGGGGUUGCGCCAUCGGCGAAUUUGGAUCCUACGAGGAAGAAUCCGUCGAUUUUUGAACCUGUACAUGGGAGUGCGUUUGAUAUUACGGGGAAGGGUGUUGCAAAUCCCGUGGCGACGUUUUGGUCUGCGGCUGAGAUGCUGAAUUGGUUGGGAGAGAGGGAGGCAGCGGGAAAGUUUAUGAAGUGUGUCGAGAGGGUUUGUGAGGGGGGUGUUCUUACAGCUGAUCUUGGUGGGAAGGCGAAGACGCAGGAUGUUGUUGAUGCGCUUUGUGCUGAGAUUGAGGAGCUUGCUUAG
Aspergillus chevalieri is the source of this 1074-nucleotide messenger RNA. Its product is annotated as isocitrate/isopropylmalate dehydrogenase family protein. The transcript is spliced from 2 exons. The record is from RefSeq and is a predicted model, not a curated record. Gene Ontology annotation, molecular function: NAD binding; oxidoreductase activity, acting on the CH-OH group of donors, NAD or NADP as acceptor. The coding region runs from base 1 to 1074 and encodes 357 amino acids. Lineage: Eukaryota; Fungi; Ascomycota; Eurotiomycetes; Eurotiales; Aspergillaceae.